Lindgomyces ingoldianus is the source of this 12384-nucleotide messenger RNA. Its product is annotated as putative equisetin synthetase. The record is from RefSeq and is a predicted model, not a curated record. Bases 379 to 12261 code for a protein of 3960 amino acids. The transcript has 9 exons. Lineage: Eukaryota; Fungi; Ascomycota; Dothideomycetes; Pleosporales; Lindgomycetaceae. Gene Ontology annotation, molecular function: fatty acid synthase activity; phosphopantetheine binding; 3-oxoacyl-[acyl-carrier-protein] synthase activity. Gene Ontology annotation, biological process: fatty acid biosynthetic process; secondary metabolite biosynthetic process.
ACAGGUCCCUGUUAUCCUUGAUCCCGGCGCCAUGUGAUUUAGAUUUGGCCACGCUUCUCGAGCCUCAUGCAAGAGCCUCACGUAACCCGACGACCAGGCAGCGUCGCAGUAAUUCGGUCUUGUUCGGUUGUCUCGAAGAACAAACAAUCAUGCAAUUUGCAGCAUGUCUCACUGCACUCGUUUCCAAUCCAUCGGGACUCAUUCGGACUCACCACUCACAAGUGGGUUUCAUUGCAUCUGAGCACUUCUCGCCUUUGAAGACCAUAAAACACUUUCCAUGUCUUCAUACAACGGGACCUGGCAUCAAGGCUUUACUUUUCUGUUCAACACCAGAUACACCUAAACUCUUCUCUCAUUUGCUAGGGAAACAUCAUAAACAUGUCUUCGACAGAACCUAUCGCCAUUAUCGGGAGCGCUUGCCAGUUUCCAGGCGGUUCAGACACUCCCUCAAAGCUAUGGGAGCUUCUUCGAGAACCGCGAGACCUUGUCCAGAAGGUCCCAACCGAACGUCGCUUUGAUCCUGCGGCGUUCUACCAUAGUGAUCCUGAGCACCAUGGGACCACCGACGUCCAAACCUCCUACUUCCUCGACAAAGACCCCGCGGAGUUUGACAACAGCUUCUUCAAUAUUCAGCCAGCCGAGAGUGAGGCUAUUGAUCCUCAGCAGAGGAUGCUAAUGGAGACCGUGUAUGACUCGCUUUGCGCGGCUGGCCAAGCAAUCGAGGGACUGCGUGGAUCUUCGACUGCAAUCUUUGUUGGCGUCAUGGGCGACGACUGGGGCGGUGCGUUUUAUAAAGAUUGGGAUAAUCUCCCACAGUACAGUGCUACUGGGUUGGCUAGGAGUAUUCUGUCCAACCGCGUGUCUUAUUUCUUCGAUUGGCACGGUCCUUCCAUAACCCUCGAUACAGCUUGUUCAUCAAGUUUGGUUGCCGUUCAUCUAGCUGUCCAAGCCUUGCGUAAUGGAGAGUCUAGAGUCGCAGUCGCAGCGGGAGCUAACCUCCUUCUUAGCCCAGCAACAUAUAUUGCCGAAAGCAAUUUACACAUGCUUUCUCCCAACGGGAGAUCAAGGAUGUGGGAUAAAGACGCUGAUGGGUAUGCCCGAGGAGAGGGUAUUGCCGCUGUUGUCCUGAAGCCCCUGAGCGCCGCGCUUGAGGACGGAGACCAUAUCGAGUGCAUCAUCCGCGCUACAGGAGUUAACCAGGACGGGAAAACGGCCGGGUUGACAAUGCCCAGUUCGGCGGCACAGGCUAUGCUGAUUCGGGAUACAUAUGCUCGAGCAGGCCUGGACAUUAAUAAACCAGAAGAUCGCCCACAGUUCUUCCAUGCCCACGGCACUGGGACUCCUGCCGGUGAUCCUCAAGAAGCAGAGGCAAUCUCGCGUGCUUUCUACUCUGGAGGAGCCUCGGACAAACUCUACGUCGGCUCUAUCAAGACUAUCAUUGGGCACACAGAAGGAACUGCGGGGCUAGCAUCUCUUAUAGGCACGUCAUUGGCUGUUCAACACGGUAUCAUUCCACCGAACAUGCACUUCCAGCAGCUCAACCCCCGGCUCAAGCCCUUCUACGGGAACCUAGAGGUCCCAACCUCCGCGAAGCUCUGGCCCAAACUUCAUCCGGGACAGCCCCGAAGGGCGAGUGUCAAUAGUUUUGGAUUUGGUGGUACAAAUGCUCACGCCAUCAUCGAGGCCUAUGAACCACCCUCCGUUGAACCCUCGACUGGUCCAUUGUUCACCCCCUUGACUAUCUCCGCUGCCACCGAAAAGUCUCUACGUUCUCUGCUCUCAUCAUAUUCCGAGUAUCUGAAGAGCAACCCACAAGUCUCUAUACGCGACUUCGCCUAUACUCUGCAAGCCAGACGCUCUACGCUUGCCUACCGCGUUGCCGUGACCGCUUCCACAAGCGAAGAAGCCUCAGAAAAGAUUGACGCCCUCCUGGCUAGCGAUGAGGCUCCAGAGCUAAGCACGCGCCACUUUGGAGUCUCUUCCCCUCGUAUCCUGGCUGUGUUCACGGGACAGGGUGCUCAAUGGCCGCGUAUGGGCGCUAAGUUAGUUGAGUCAUCACCGUUCGUGUCGAAGCGGCUGGGCGAGCUGGACGAGGCUCUGGCCUCCCUACCAAAGGGCGACAGGCCCGAUUGGACUCUACGGGAGGAACUACUCGCAGAGGCCACGUCUUCGAGACUUGCAGAGGCAGCCUUGUCGCAGCCUCUCUGCACAGCUGUGCAGAUUUUGCUCGUGGACUUGUUGCAGUUGGCGGGCAUUAAACUCCAGGCUGUAGUCGGCCACUCAUCUGGGGAGAUUGCAGCAGCAUAUGCUUCAGGAUUACUCUCGGCCAGCACGGCCAUCCGUGUUGCCUACUACCGUGGCCUCUACGCCAAACUCGCGAAAUCACCGAACGGAGUCAAAGGUGCCAUGAUGGCUGUUGGCACAUCGUUUGAAGACGCCUUCGAAUUCUGUCAACUAGACACCUUCAAAGGUAGAAUCCAGGUUGCUGCCCGCAAUUCUUCGUCGAGUAUCACCCUGUCCGGAGACGAAGACGCCAUAGCCGAAGCCGUGGAGAUUUUCAAGGACGAGGGUAAAUUUGCUCGCCAGCUCAAAGUCGACACUGCUUACCAUUCCGAGCACAUGCUACCUUGCUCGGCACCAUACCUUGCCUCAAUGGAAGCGAUAGGAGCACUCUCCACAAACGCUUCUGAUAGCCGGCCAAUUUGGCAUUCGAGUGUUCACGAUGGACAGGUCAUGUCCGCCAGUAGUUUAGACCCACAGUAUUGGGUUAGCAACAUGACAAAUGCAGUGCUCUUUGCUCCGGCCGUGUCUGCCGCAGUUUCUCAAAAUGGCCCCUUCGAUUUAGCCUUAGAGCUUGGACCUCAUCCUGCGCUCAAAGGGCCUUGUCUGGAUACACUGGAAGAGGUUCAUGGAGAAAGGAUCCCAUAUUCUGGACUCCUAUCUCGAGGAAAAGACGAUACUAUCCAGGUAUCGACUGCCCUCGGUUUCUUGUGGUCCUAUCUUGGAGCAGGGUCAGUUGCCUUUGAGAGUUUUGAGAAGUCUGUCUCAGGAGACAAAGUUGGCCGCAACAUGGUUCCUGAUCUCCCAAAAUAUCCAUUUGAUCAUUCGAAAUCGUUUUGGACCAUGUCUCGUGUCUCUGGCGCUCAUACUAAUGCUCGCAGUCCACCGCAUCCAAUCCUGGGCAGACGUUGUGUGGACCGGGAAACUACGCAUGAAAUCCAAUGGCGCAACAUCUUGCGCCCGAAGGAGAUACCUUGGCUCAAGGGACAUAAAAUUCAAAGGCAGAUCGUCUUUCCUGCGGCAGGCUUCGUGGCAAUGGCCGCCGAAGCCAUGAAGGCCUUGGCUGGAAAAUCUACCAUCGCCUUAAUCACCAUCGAAAACCUCUUCAUUGGUCGAGCCAUGUUUUUCGAGGAUGAAAAUGCCAGCGUUGAGUCACUUUUCAGCGUCAAGGUGAUCCACUCAGGAAAAGACGUGAUCUCGGCGAAAUUUUCUUGCUAUUCUGGGCCUUCUCACGAACCUGGGUCAUUGCUGGACCUCAACGCCGAGGGGGAAGUAACUGUGACGUUGGCAGAGCAAGAGGCUGAUAGACUUCCGUUUGUCGAGCCUGAAGAUUUCAACAUGAACGAGGUUGAAGUUGACCGUUUCUACGAUCAAUUGACCGAGCUUCAGUACGAAUACUCUCCACCGUUCCAUGGAAUGCUGUCUAUUAAGCGCAAGAACGGUUAUGCCACGGGUGUUCUGGAGAACCAGUCAGGAUCGGAGUGGGAGGACCAACUCCUCAUCCAUCCAGGUAUGCUGGACACCGCAAUUCAGUCCGCUUUGGCUGCCUUCAGCUGCCCUGGAGAUGGGCGCAUGUGGGGAAUGUAUAUCCCUGUCGGAAUCCAGUCAAUUGUCAUCAAUCCCUAUUUCACUCCAGAUGGCACAGGAAAGCAGGACACCCACCCACUGGAGGCUGUCGUCAGGGACUUUACAAACGCUCGUUGCAAUGUUGACAUCAACAUCUUCUCUGAAGACAAUGCCCACACUUUCGUCAUGCUUGAAGGUAUGGAGCUGAUGCCAUUCACCGCUGCACGCCCAGAUGACGACACAGUUCUCUUCUCAAGCUUCGAGUACAAGAUUGAUGGUCCGAAUGGUGAUGCUGCGGCUGCUAACGAUAUGCUCACCUCGGAAGACGUUGAGAAUGCCAUUAACGCAGAACGAGUCGCAUUUUAUUACCUCCGUCGCUUAGUUGAGACCAUAACUCCAGAGCAGAAGGCCAAUACUUUGCCGCAUUACCAGCAUCUACUUCGGUGGGCGACUCAUGCUGUGAAUCGUGUAAAGUGUGGAAAGAAUCCGUUCAUCUCUGCAAAGUACCAGCUGGAUACAGAGGAACAUAUACGCGUUAUACUAGAGAAGGAUCGAGACCGAGCCGACGUCCGACUUCUAGAGUCUGUCGGGAAGAAUCUCCCGGAGGUCGUACGGACAUCGUCUGGUAUUCUAGAAUAUAUGGCCGAGGAUGGAUUGUUCGAUUUCUACGAUGGGGGCCUGGGUCUCGACAUUGCAAAUCGCCACUUUGCACGCAUGGUGGCUCAAGUCGCCCAUCGAUACCCACGUAUGAAGAUACUUGAGCUUGGUGCCGGAACUGGCGGAUCUACGAGGAACAUUCUCCCACUUCUCGGCCCUUCGUUCUCUUCCUACACAUAUACCGACAUUUCCAGCGGCUUCUUCGAGGCUGCACAGGAUCGUUUCAGUGACUAUGCCAACCGCAUGAUCUUCAAGACCUUCGAUAUGGAGCAGUCUCCGGCGUCUCAAGGCUUCAUCGAAGGUUCCUACGAUCUGAUAUUAGCUUCCAACGUCAUGCAUGCAACAGGAAAGCUAGAAGAGAUGAUGUCGAACGUCCGCAGCCUCCUCAAGCCUGGCGGCUACCUGAUUACCCUGGAACUUACUAGCGACGACACACUCCGUGUUGGCCUGCCAAUGGGGAGCUUGCCUGGAUGGUGGGUCGGCGCCGAGAGCGGGCGACCAAAUGGACCAGGCUUGAGUUUGCCGCAGUGGGAUACCUUGCUGCGGAAGUCCGGCUUCGGUGGUGUCGAAACAUGCACCCCCCCGCUUCACAAGCUCUACGUGUCCACGAUCUUUGCUGCUCAGGCAGUUGACGACCGUGUCAGCCUACUCCGGUCUCCCCUGCAUGCGUUGUCUACAGGCGCCUUUCCACCAGCGGACACUGAACGGCUUGUCAUCGUAGGCGGCGAGACGCUCGCGACUCAUCGCAUCGCAGAACAACUCGCCGUCGACCUCUCUUCGAGAUACACCAGUAUUGUGCGCGUAAGCUCCUUCGAAACCCUAGACGAUGAGAAAAUUCUUCCCUCGAGCACUGUUUUGUCGCUUGCGGAGCUCGAUGAGCCCGUGUUCCAGGCUUUUACGCCCGCAAAAUUCGACGCCUUCAAGACGGUAUGGGGCCAAGCGGGCACAAUCCUCUGGGUAACUCGAGGAGCAAGGGCAGAGGAGGCGCACUCGUUCAUGACAGUUGGUAUCGGGCGAGUGAUGAAAUUUGAGUACCCCAACAUCUCAUUGCAAGUACUCGAUUUUGACAAACUUGACGACAAAACUCCGCACGUUAUUGCAGAGGAGCUCCUGCGCCUUGAUGUUCUGAAGAAUUGGGAGAAAGAGCUUCGUGGCGAUGAGCUUCUCUGGUCUCUGGAACCUGAAGUGUUCAUCGAGUCUGGUACUCGCAUGAUCCCCCGACUCUACGAAUGCGAGCAAGCAAACGCACGAUACAACUCCGCUCGCCGCACAAUAACCAGAGAAGUCAACCCACAGGAGUCUGGGAUUCUGUUCGCCAGCAAUGGAACGUCAUAUGAGCUUCAACACCCAUCACCUCUUCGUAUCGCAAACCCACCGCCUGCACUCGGUCAAACCAGGGCUCUACACGUCUCCCACUUCUUGCUCCAAACUAUCGGAGUUGGCUCUGUCGGCAAUCUGAUGCUCUGCGCAGGCACUGAUGAAGUCACUGGGGAGCAAUUACUUGCCUUGUCCCAUUCAACAGAGUCGCGAGCAAAGGUUUUGGCAGACUGGACAGUGCCACUCGAAGGUCUAGAUCCCGUCAAGGCGCUAGCUGCUGUCGCAGCGCACAUCACCGCGUCCAACAUUCUCCAGUUGGCGCCCAGCAGAAGUACACUCGUCAUUCACGAGCCGGAUCAAUUAGUUGGUUCAGUCCUGGCCCGGAAGUGCGAGCAGUACUCAAUCAAUCUCGUGAUUACUACCUCGCUCAAGAGUCAGGUCCCCAAGGGAUGGCUCCAAAUUCACGGAAACCUCCCUCGGCGUCUUGUUAAGAGAGCUUUGCCAGCUUCACCUGCAGUAUUUGUCGACUUGUCUCAGGCCCGUGGCUCGGCAGAGGUUGGUAGGCUCAUCGCGAAGUGCAUCCCGCAGCUAUGUAUUACCUAUGGCACCACCCGCUUUUAUGGUACGACUACGGAAAUCCGCCCUGGAUUCUCGACCGGCGAAGUCACUGAAACGCUCAAGGAGGCAUGGCUUGUUGCUAAGAAAAACCUAGACCAACUUGAACCUCCUGAUGUCAUGGAACUGCAAGAUCUCUCGAACUUCUCGAUACUUGAGUCGCCCCUUACAGUUGCUAACUGCUCCAAAUCCGCCGUUUCAGUCAAAAUUCAGCCAAUUGAUACUGGAGUGAUUUUUCAAGCUGACAAGACCUACUUCUUGGUCGGCUUAGCGGGAGAGGUCGGGCAAUCGCUCUGCCAAUGGAUGGUAGAACAUGGCGCAAGGUAUCUAGCCUUGACCAGCCGACGACCGAAAGUGCACCCCAAGUUCAUCCAGUCAAUGGAGGCAAUGGGAGCCACCGUGAAGGUUUUGCCUCUUGACAUAACCAAAUCAGAGUCUCUGUACAAGUGUUACGGUGAGAUCUCAAAGACGAUGCCCCCAGUAGCCGGUGUAGCCAAUGGAGCCAUGGUUCUCGAAGAUUCUUUAUUCGAUAGCAUGUCGUACGAGGUCCUCACCAAGGUCCUUGACCCUAAGGUUAUUGGCACUCAACUUUUGGACGAUCUUUUCCAUGAUGAUACUCUAGACUUUUUUAUUGCAUUCUCCUCAAUCACUGGUGUGGUCGGCAACAGCGGCCAGAGCAAUUACAUCGCCGCCAACAUGUUCAUGACAGCCCUCGCCCAGCAGCGUAAGAAGCGCGGCGUCCCCGGCUCCGCUAUCGCCAUUAGCUCUCUGAUGGGCAUUGGCUAUGUUGAGCGGUCCGAGGAACUGACUGGUGAUUACUUCAAGAAAGUUGGAUACAGGAACAUCUCGGAGCAGGACUUGCACCAGUUGUUCGCCGAGGCUAUCGUAAAUGGUCGACCAGAUUGCUCCGACAGCCAGGAGAUUGUAAGUGGAUUAGAGCCACUGUAUGCUGACACCCAGGUUAAGGCACAGUUCCGGGAUGAUAUUAGGUUCAACCACUUCAUCAUGGAACGUCCGGGCACCCAGACCUAUGGUGGGAAACUGUCGACUGUACCUGUACGAGUCCAAUUAGCUGAAGCUAAGACGAAGUCUGAGGCCUGCGCUAUCAUCAAAGAGUCCUUCCUUGUACGCCUCAAACGCAUCUUGAUGAUCUCUCAAGACGAUUCCGUGAGCGACAAGGCGUCUCUCGUUGAGCAGGGUGUUGAUUCCCUCAUGGCUGUAGAGGUCCGUUCGUGGUUCCUGAAGGAGCUUGAGGUUGACAUCCCUGUCCUAAAGAUUCUCGGUGGGAGCUCCAUUACAAAUCUCCUUACGGAAGCAAUGGAGCGCGUGCCGAUUUCAGUCGCGAACCUAGAUGCGCUUCCGGACAGCGAGAAGCCUUCUACACAAACACAAAAGCCAGCUCCCGAAUCGCCAACUAUUGAGGUCCAAGGAAGUUCCACUGAGGCUUCUUCUCACCACUCCAGCUCGCCGAAAGAAGGUAUAUCUCGUGUAGCCACCCCGGCCACUCCAGCCACCCCGCUAGAGACACCCAUGACGGAAGUGGAAGGAUUCACACUAGGGACCCCAAUCAACGGCAAGAUCGUGGCACCUCCUUCAGCAAUGGACAUCAAGGCGCGAAUCGAAAAGGAAGAAAUCAGCCCGAUGUCUUACGGCCAAGCGCGUUUCUGGUUCUUGAAUGACUACCUCGCGGACAAGAGAAGCUUUGACAUGACUGUCAUGUUCAAACUCACCGGCAAGAUGAACGUCAGCCGAAUGGAGAGGGCUGUCAGAACGGUUGUACAGCGUCACGAAGCACUGAGGACUCGAUUCUUCUGGUCCGGGGAAGGUGAUCAACGAGUCGCCAUGCAAGGCGUACUGGCUGAUUCCCCUAUCCAACUGGUUCACAAACGUGUCCCAUCAGAUGCAGCUGCAAAGGAAGAAUUGAAGAAGAUGCAUGAUCAUGUAUGGGAUCUCAACAGCUGGGAGGCAGUCAAAAUCCACCUCAUCACCGUCACGGACAACACUCACUACUUGCUUGUUGGCGGCCAUCAUAUUUCCUGGGAUGGAUACAGCUUUACCGUCCUAUUCGUCGACCUCGAAGCAGCAUACUCCGGCAAGCCAUUGCCCCGCCUUGGCCCCGAAAGUCAAUAUCCUGCCUUUGCUAAGUGGCAGCGAGAACAGUACGAGACAGGUGCGAUGCACAAGGCGAUUGAGUCCUGGCGUUCAGUCAUUGAUCCUGAUACUCCUCCCAUGCCCCUCUUCCCAUUCGCGAAAUCUCCAACUCGCCCUGUCCUUGACCAUUUCUCUCAGCACGAAGCGAAGGCAACACUUCCGCCAAAUGUUGUAUCGAAGCUCAAGCAACUCUCCCGGAAACAUCGCGCCACAAUGUUCCAUCUCUAUCUCGCUGCUCUCAAGGCCCUUACCUGGAAGCUUCUUCCUGAGAUUGGUGACCACUAUAUUGGUGUCGCAGAUGCAAAUCGCAUAGACAAGAAAUUCAUGGGCAGUCUCGGCUUCUUCCUCAACCUCCUGCCUGUGCCAUUUUCUAGAGGUGGCCCUAGGACGAAGAUUAGCGACCUCAUCAAGGACGCUCGUGACAAGGCUUACGCGACACUCGAACGCUCCAUUGUACCCUGGAACGUCAUUCUCAAAGAGCUGAAAAUUCCGCGCUCGAACACUUGUGCGCCCAUCUUCCAGCUCUUCGUCGACUACCGCCAAAUUGUUCAAGAUAGGUCGACAUGGGGUGGAUGCAAGAUGAGCGAUGAGGAUUGGUUGAACGCGCGAAACGGAUAUGACCUCACAUUGGGCAUCACUGAUAAUCCCACCGGGGAAUCGCUCCUUUCCUUACGCUUGCAGGCCAACGUGUACGACAUGGAGAGUACCCAACUGCUCCUCCGAUCGUAUGUGAACGUGUUGGAGACGUUUGCCAACGGUAUCGACUUGAACGCCAAUGAUAUACCAUGUUGGGCUCCGAGUGACAUCGAGAAGACCCUCGAAGUCGGCAAAGGGCCAUCCAUGAAACUCGAAUGGCCGACCGUCUCUCACCGGGUCGACCAGAUGAUUACGGAACAUGGCACUGAACCAGCAUUGAAAGAUGGCCUUGGCAACAGUCUCACAUACGGGCAGAUGGGAGAUCGCAUCAAUACCAUCGCUGCCACUCUCAUUGCUGCUGGAGCAACGACAGGCUCGCCAAUCGCAGUAUUCCAGGAUCCAUCUGCAGACUGGAUGUGUUCUAUGCUCGCUAUUCUCAGGGUCGGGGCGACGUACAUACCCUUGGAUCUUCGCAACUCUAUAUUCCGGCUUAUCAGCGUCGUAAAAGACGCGCAGCCAACCAUCCUGCUAACAGAUUCCAAUACCACUGCCAAGACCAAGCUGCUCGGUGCCGAUCAGGCCGUUGAGAUUGUUGUAUCGGACAUACCAACGUUGGCUACUACAGCACCGGUUCCGAACAGGGCAGAGCCUGGGUCAAUUGCUAUCAUUCUCUUCACAAGUGGAACAACCGGAAAGCCUAAAGGGAUCAGACUGACCCACGACAAUAUCCGAGCACAAUGCGAAGGUUACUCUCGAUUCUGUGACAUCCCUUCCAAGGCUGCAGUAGUACUCCAGCAGACCAUUUACAGUUUCGACGUCUCCCUUGAUCAGAUCUUUGCCGCCCUUGCUGAUGGUGGUUGCCUUAUUAUCGUCCCAGCCCACAAAAGGGGCGAUCCGCAAGCAAUUACCGAGAUAAUGGUGAAUGAGGGUGUCACUUACACUGUAUCAACGCCGUCUGAGUACGAAAUGUGGUUCAGGUACGCCCAUGAAAACCUAGCCAAGUGUACAGAGUGGCGGGCUGCCUUUGGUGGAGGUGAGCACCUCCACCGCGGGCUCAUCCAAGAGUUUGCCGAUCUUGCGCUUCCAGGGUUGAGAUUGUUCAACAACUACGGCCCUACAGAGGCUUCGCUUGCGAUCACAAAGGGGGAGGUGAAAUACAACGAUCGUGAUUUGGAGGACCAUGUCCCGGCUGGAUUCAUCGAGCCAAAUUAUACAGUCGCAAUUGUUGACGAACACCUCCGCCCGGUUCCCUUUGGGGUGUUUGGUGAGAUCGUUGCUGGAGGGCCUGGUGUCGCCGCUGGGUACUUGAACCUGGACGAUAUGACCAAAGAAAAGUUCAUUUCUGGGGAUAAGAUUUAUCCAUCGGCAUCUAAGGGUACCUGGUACCGUACCGGCGACCGGGGUCGUCUCCGCGAGAACGGGGCGUUGUACGUCGAUGGACGUAUCCUAGGGGACUCUCAAGUGAAGAUUCGGGGAUUUCGCGUUGAACUUGGCGAAAUAGAAGUAGUCUUGCUCGAGACCGCGAAGGGCGCUCUCUCACACGCUGUUGUCACAGCGAGGGGCACUGGAGAGGACCGUUUCUUAGCCGCACACGUCGUGUUCGCUCCGGAUUAUCCACAAGAUCGCCGCCAGGACAUGAUCAACCAUUUGGAAACUAGACUCCCACUGCCUCCAUACAUGCAGCCCGCCAUCGUAGUUGCCCUUGGUAACAUUCCCGUUACGAGCAAUUUCAAGUUCGAUCGCAAAGCCAUCCAGGCGCUUCCGCUGCCCCAAGCCAAUCCAGACGACAUGGCUUUUGUCACAGAGAUCGAAAAGAAGCUGGCUGAGCUCUGGCAGAGCAUGAUCCCCAACGGUAUUCGAGAACUGACGCCAGAGACCGACUUCUUCGACGUGGGUGGCAACUCGAUUCUACUAGUCAAGUUGCAGUCCGCAGUGAAGCGCACCAUGAAUGCGACACCGCGACUGGUCGAUUUUAUGGAAAGAAGUACCCUUGGCGGAAUGGCGAAGGUCAUCAAGGGCUCUUCUGGUGUAAGUGGCAUUGACUGGGAGGCAGAGACUAGCAUACCAGAGUCUCUCAUUGAGCUCAAGAAUGAGAGAAAGCCCCGACCCGUCGCAACUGUAAAUCGCACAGUCAUCUUGGCAGGGGCAACUGGCUACCUUGGACGCCAUCUCCUCCCUCGCCUUGUCGAAUCCCCACAAAUUGGACAGAUAUACUGUCUUGUCCAGGAUGAAGGCCAUGCAGCGACGUCUCUCUCACCAAGCCCCAAGGUGAGGUUCAUCCACGCCGACCUAUCUCAACCAAAUCUCGGACUCUCACCUGCAGUAUUUGGUGCCCUUUCGGACAAGGCACACGUAGUUAUCAACUGUGCCGCAAAUCGCUCCUUCUGGGACGGUUACGAGGCCAUGCGGCCGGUCAACUUCAAUGCUGUCAAGGAGCUAACGCGACUCUGUCUUUCCAACAAUGCAUCCUUCCACAUGCUUUCAUCAGGUGCGGUCGAGAUCUACGACGAUGCGGCGCCACCGACAGACGGAAGCGACGGAUAUGUCGCUAGUAAAUGGGCUGCUGAGGCGUUCUUGCGCAAGGCGGCCACGAACCUCAGUCUUCCGGUGUAUCUCCAUCGACCACUUCCCACACCGGCGAACGGAAGCGGAAAGCCAUCUACCGUCUCUUCCCAGGCGAUCCUGAAGGAGCUCCUCAAAAUAACCCGUGCACUUGGCAAGAGGCCGGAUUUCACUGUUGUCAGCGGCCAUCUAGACAUGGCUCCUGUAGCCGAUGUGGCUGACGACAUGGUUGCUUCAAUGGCGGGUGCCGUGGAACAGAGUGGCAGCGUGGAAGUCAUCGCGCACAACGCCCGGCUCCGGGUGCAUGUCAAGGACUUUGCUGAUCACGUUGAGAACGAUAGGGAUUUGAAGGCAUUGCCGGCUAUGAAUCCGUUAUUUUGGUUCAGAGAUGCGAAGUUGGCUGGGUUUGGACACUUCAUUCUCUCACAAUACCUGGUUAUGGGGACCGAGGACGGAGAGUUGGUUGCUAGACGUUGAUUGGAAGAUAAGGGCCAAUUAAGAAUGGAAACGAACAAUAGUUUGGCAAAUUGUUGUAAAUCAUACACUUGUAAAUUCUUAGGUUCUUAGGAAGGAACAGGCGCUUGGUAGCAUUUUGGUUUC